AAACAAUACAUGCAGUGUUAUCUUCAUUUUAGAUGCCAAAGGGGGUUUGUGGCUCCGGGUGGCUCUUUGAAUGUUUAAGGUUGCUGAUCCCUGGUCUAAAUGAAUCUUUGGAUUAAACAUGCCCUCCCCCCGCCCACCUAUGGGCGGCAGUUGAGGUCUCCCAUUUCACUUGUGAACAAUUGAGUUCAUUCUGCACAAGGCUACCGAUUUGCCAUAUUGUGAAGCUCCACUUAAAAAGUCAACACGUCGCUGAACUGUGGAGUCCUCGCUGCUCUCCGAGCUUGGUUGUUUGCUUGCAGACCUUUCACUAGCCGACUAGGUAACAUCAUCUGGACGAGGGAGUGGGGCGGGGGUUGCUUCCUGACAUUCGGACGCCCUGGCAAAGCCAUCUAGUAAUGAACUGUCUGCAAGCAAUCCAGCUCAGAGAGCACCAAGCUUAACUCUGAGCUACAGAUGUUCUUUUGUAUUGAAAGUUCAUCGAAACUUAUCUCCAGCAAUAUGCAGCCUCCGCAAAUAUGUACUUAGGGACACAUCCAACGUUAACAUCGUCACCAAGCAGCAUUAUGCAGCCUUCGUUUCUGAACGGUGUGUUUGCACAUUAUGACGCGAUGAAUGGUUAAGCCCACAACAACCAGGGCCUUCGGCGAGGUUAUAAUUAACAAGGAAACGAGCUGCUUACGCGUUGCAAAUUCCUAAUCGUUGUGACGGAAUAGCUCGUCCGGUUAGUUGGCAACCGCAGCUCCAGAGUUCUCAUUCCUGCUUGUCAACCCAGCCUUCAGCACACGCCCAGAAGCUUUUUUUCCUUUCGCAAUAUUUCACACGCGGCAAAGAAGGCGAACUUCGGCACGGGCUCCACCCCCACCUCCAGUUCACAAAAAUUACAGGACCUUCUCCUCGAGCUCAGCCGGGGUUCCCGGUCCUCCAGCGCUAGAGGGCGGCGCACUUUCCCCGCCUGGACUUGGGGAGCAGCGGCAGCGGCAGCAGAGGGAGCUGCCCGGAGCACGCGGGAUCCCGUUGGCUUUUUUUCUGACGCUUCCUACUCGGCCGCCGCGUGGGUUCGCCCGGGGAGUCUCCAAAGCGCAGGCGCCGACGGGGCGGGGAAAAGGGGAAGAAGGCUGACGACGAACACUCGCUGCGGUGGGCUGCCCGAGAUCGCAGGUAGCUGGUUAAAUGCAAUUGUGCCAGUAAUAGAGGGAAGAUAAACAUGAGAAUAGCAGGAGCAGCAAAGUUGGUAAUAGCAGUGGCUGUGUUCUUGCUGAUGUUUUAUGUCAUAUCUCAAGUAUUUGAAAUAAAAAUGGAUGCCAGUUUAGGAAAUCUUUUUGCAAGAUCAGCACUGGACCUACCAUUGCGAACUACAAAGCCUCCAAGGUAUAAAUGUGGAACGACAAAAUCAUGUCCAGCAAAUCAUUUUGCUUUCAAAAUGGCAAGUGGAGCAGCCAACGUUGUUGGACCUAAAAUAUGUGUAGAAGACAAUGUCUUGAUGAGUGGUGUUAAAAACAACGUGGGGAGGGGCAUUAAUAUAGCCCUAGUAAAUGGCAAAACAGGUGAAGUAGUGGACACAAAAUUCUUUGAUAUGUGGGGUGGAGAUGUAGCCCCAUUCAUUGAAUUUCUGAAGACUUUUGCAGAUGGAACUAUUGUAUUAAUGGCAACAUAUGACGAUGGUGCCACUAAGCUUACUGAAGAGGCACGGAAACUAAUAUCAGAUUUGGGGAGUACGUCCAUCAUGACACUUGGCUUCAGAGACAAUUGGGUCUUCUGUGGUGGGAAAGGAAUCAAAACUAAAAGCCCUUUUGAACAGCAUAUUAAAAACAACAAGGACACCAACAAGUACGAAGGAUGGCCAGAAGUUGUGGAGAUGGAAGGGUGUAUUCCACAGAAGCUAGAUUGAACAAUCUGCAAUUUGGAAACAGACAAUGCAAAAGAACAGUGGAGGGGAAAAUGCACUUUUCUGCUGAUGUGAAAUUGUAGGAUUUGGGAAGAUAGAGGCCAAGUGUGAACUCCAUCACACUAGGAUGGCUUGAUGCACAAGGCCCAUAAAAAGCUGUGCAAAGUGAUUGUAAAUUGGAACAAUUCAUUUGACUGGGCAUGUGAAAUACUUAUCCUGCUGGAUUGUGCCCUAUGUAAAUAAUUUCCAGGCAUGUUUUCACUUUAAAAUGUGCAUGAUUUUUUUUAAAAAACAAACGUCAGGCUUAUUUAUUGUUAAAUUGAAGAGAUUCUUUUUUCUCUCUUUUUGUUUUUUGUAAAUAAGCCCUAAACAAACAGAACAAUUAUUUCUGAGCAUUCUUAUUCUCCCUUUCUUCCUUGUUUCUAAAGCCACUUAUUCUAUGUAAAUGUCUUUUAGAACCACCCUCAGAAGUAAUUAAGAGAUGUACAAUGAAUAGUUGAGCUAAUCCUGAGCUUUGUUGUAUCCUGUUCAAUUACAACAUUGCUGUGACUGCAUAUAUUUAGAUGGAUAUGUAAAUUUUAGAGGAAAAAAUAGUUAACUAUUUUUAUGCUAUGUCUGUUGGAAAACCACAUUCUUCAGUGACUCCUUUCGGAUAGAAGGGAUGGAUGUUUGAUACAAAAAUGUAGGACUGCUCUACAAAGCACAAUUAAAUGCUUUUCAUUAAAAUCAAAUGUAUAUCACUGUGUCUGUUGCAAUUGUUAACUCAUCUGUACCCCAUAUUUCUUGUUAGCAAUGCAAGCUGCUAAUACGGCAGAAUAAUGUGUAUGUUGAACUAGAGUUUUUUAAAGACCUGAGAUCCAGAAGACAUGUGAACUGGUUGAGGUCUUGCUAAAUCAUAAAAAGAACCAAUGUUGGCAGUUACUCUGUUUUUCCUGAAGUAUAAAAUUACAAUUUUUUUAAUCAAAAAAUCUUAAUUCUUCCUGGAGGUGACCUGGUAUUGUGGCACUCCUCAAUUGAAUAUCUUUCACAGAUAGUCCCAGUUGCAUGAUAGACUUGACUGUAGGGGAAAGAAAAUCCACUGGGAACAUGUUUUACUAGAAUAAAAAUGUUACUGUUUAGAUUGGCUGAUUUGACUAGACCAGGCAUGUCAAACUCACAAUAUCACGUGACGUCGCGUGACAUAUCGCGACUUUUCCCCCAUUGCCAGCAAUGGUGUGGGUGUGGUUUUGGCAUGAUGCAGCUGGCUCGCAGGCCGGCAGUUUGACAUGUCUGGACUAGACAGACCACACUAAAUCAUAUUUUUGCAGGUGCUUAUACAGAAUGCAUUUGCGGUCUCUAGACCUUUCACUCCUAAAAAUGUCAUCUUUCCAUUUUCUUGUCGUAUGUACAGCAGCAGGGAAGGGCACAAUGGUCCUCCUUUUUAAUAAUUCACAUUGCUUCAUAGUGACAUUGUGUUAAUUGAAUUAUAGCAGUUGGCUUACCGUUCUAGGUGCCUCUAAUGGCAUUAGGGAGUUAAAUCCAGAGGGGUUCACAGGGAGUUUUCGGAUGCCCAGGAAGCCUUCCACUCUUUCGGUAUCGUUGAACUACAUUAGACCACAUUCCUUGCAAAAAUUAUUUCCACUCUCUUCAUUUUCAGAAAGUAUCUGGAGAAGUGAAACUGUAAAAUGCCUCUUGUGGGAAUAUUCUUGUAGAAAAAUUUAAGCAUGACUCUUGGGAUUGUCACUUUUUUCCUUUUUGUAAAGGUGACGGUGGCAUUUUGGAGUUCUGUUUUCCAACUCAAACAAUGAACAAGCAUUUUGGACAUCUCUGCUUUACAGAGAGACUUUAGCUAGAAGUAAAGUAUGAAUAGAUGUUUGCUGGGAUGUCAGGAUAGAUCCUGUCAAUAUGUAUAUUGUCAGUCUGAAAUGAGGUGAUUAAAAUAUCUAUUUAAAAAAAUAUUGGUGGAAAAGUUAGGCGUAGAAGCUAAUAUUGUUGGAGUAAUUAAAUAUUUGCACUGAAAAUAUUAAAGCAAUACUGGAGAUUAAUUAUCUUAUGUAGUUUAAGAGAAACAUCUAGCUUUUCAAUGCUAAGAUUUCACGACUGGAAUAUGAGCUACUUUACUGUUUUAACCUGUUCAUGUUAAUCUUUUUCUUUAAUUUGCUGUAGCUUAGCAAUAAGUACAUUAGAAACAGACCAAUUAUUUGCGAAGUCCUUUGCAGAUUCUCCAACUAUGUUCAUUGAAAUAAAAUCACUUGUCCAUGUAUUAUAUUUUUUCAUUAAAUAAAGUUUUAAAAAACAAAA
This is a messenger RNA of Crotalus tigris (Tiger rattlesnake), 4165 nucleotides long. It is a transcript of the gene FAM3C, whose product is annotated as FAM3 metabolism regulating signaling molecule C. The record is from RefSeq and is a predicted model, not a curated record. The transcript is spliced from 10 exons. The coding region runs from base 1205 to 1888 and encodes 227 amino acids. Lineage: Eukaryota; Metazoa; Chordata; Lepidosauria; Squamata; Viperidae.